Molecule: messenger RNA, 187 nt
Organism: Paramecium sonneborni
Lineage: Eukaryota; Ciliophora; Oligohymenophorea; Peniculida; Parameciidae
Source: the annotation of a GenBank genome assembly
AUGAAUUUGAUGAUAUAAUAGGAUUAGGCUUAUAGUAUUUAACUUUAUCUGAUUAUAAGAUAUAAUAGCAUAAAUUACAUUCAAAUGUGUUUUCAUUCAAAAUGAAUAGUUGUACUGGAAAUUUAAGCUCAUAAUUACUAUUAUGUGAGAGGGAUAAUUCAAAAAUAAAAGGAGAAUGAAUCUAUCA